This is a messenger RNA of Lathyrus sativus (Indian pea), 1254 nucleotides long. NCBI's taxonomy places the organism in Eukaryota, Viridiplantae, Streptophyta, Magnoliopsida, Fabales, Fabaceae. The record is from the annotation of a GenBank genome assembly.
AUGGCCUCAUCAGAAACACAACAACAUCCAAACUACAAGACAAUUGUCUUGAAGGUCUCCAUUCACUGCCAAGGCUGCAAGAAAAAAGUCAUCAAAAUUCUUCAAGGCAUAUAUGGUGUUACUAGCGUAAACAUUGAUUUGAAGCAACAAAAAGUUGUAGUAACGGGGAAUGUAAACAGCGAUAUUUUAAUCAUGAAAUUGACCAAGACAGGGAAGCAUGCUGAGUUAUGGCCUGAAUUAGAACCAGAAACAGAACCUGAAAUAAAACAAACCGAUCUUAAAAAGAAGAAGCAGAGAAAACCAGAGAUGAAAGAGAAACAGAGCGAUCCAGAAACUGAAGACAGUGAAGAAAUAGAAAUCAAACAAAGCAGUGAAAACAACAAUGAAACAGGUAAAGUUAAAGUAAAAGUUGACGACUCAUCCAAAAGCGUUGAAGUUAAUGGAAGCAUCGCUAAAAAAGGUAAUGGAGGCGGCGAGAUUAACGGCAGCACCGCUAAAAAAGGAAACGGAAGCGGCGAGGUUAACGUUAACGGUAACGGUAAUAAAUCCAACGAAGGAAACGCAACCGGUAAAUCCGGUGUAGUACACGUUCAAGAACUGAAGCCAGAAGUGAGGAAGCAAACAGUUGUGUUACCGGCUGGACCGGUUCCCGAGAAAAAAGUUAGCGUCGCAGUGCAAUUUCCUUGCGAUAAUAAUGAAGAAGCAUCAACGAACGAGAAAACCGGUUUCACCGGUGGCGAUAGCAGCGGAGUGAAAAAGAAGAAAAAGAAAGGAAAAGGUAAAGCUGAUAACAACAACGCUAAUGAGAGUGUUGCUGAACACUUUGUUGAUGCUUCGGGUACCGGUGGUUCAGGUAACCGGUCACAAGGUCAAGUUCAUGGUCAAAGUAAUUUUCAUGAUCAAGUACACCGAGGUUCAGUUCCAGUUUCAAAUACACCCAAUGAGGUUCCGCCACGUCAUUUUAUCAACCAACAAUUUUACCCACCUCAGUACUAUGCACCACCGGUUUCUGCUGCUGCACCGGUUUAUACCGUGAGCCAUCACACAGCGUAUCCGAGCAAUAGUAGUUACGGUGCGGCGUAUUAUGCGCCUCCACAACCGUAUCAAUACGCGCAUGUGAUGAAUUCGGGAAACGAGAUGGAUCAACCUAGGCCGUACACGUAUGAAUCAUCGGAAACGUACAGUUCAUCACAACCGUCUGAUUCGUUUGUUUAUUUUAGUGAUGAAAAUCCUAAUGCGUGUAGUGUGAUGUGA